Messenger RNA from Leucoraja erinaceus (little skate), 4771 nucleotides. Its product is annotated as heparan sulfate glucosamine 3-O-sulfotransferase 3B1-like. The record is from RefSeq and is a predicted model, not a curated record. The transcript is spliced from 2 exons. Gene Ontology annotation, molecular function: [heparan sulfate]-glucosamine 3-sulfotransferase activity. Bases 850 to 1920 code for a protein of 356 amino acids. Lineage: Eukaryota; Metazoa; Chordata; Chondrichthyes; Rajiformes; Rajidae.
UAAGUGAAUGCAGACAGACAAUGUGUCGGAAGGAACUGCAGGUGCUGGUUUAAACCGAAGAUAGACACAAAAUGCUGGAGUAUCUCAGCGGGACAGGCAGCAUCUCUGGAAAGAUGCAAUGGGUGACGUUUCUGGUCGAGACCCUCCUUCAGACUGAGAGUCAGGGGAGAGGGAAUCGAGGGAUAUAUACGGUGACGUGGGGAGAAAUACAACAAAUGGAUGAAAGAUAUGCAAAAAAGUAAUGAUGAUAAAGGUGAUACAGAUAAAAAUGAAUGGGUAAUGUUACCUAUCCCGCGUUCUUGCUGCUCUGUGUUACCGCAAGUCCCUGAGUGUGGUUACUGAGGAGGGGGGUAUUCCUGUAGCAGGUGCCAGGGCGAUUUUAUUAUUAUUUUUUGGCAAGGAUUUGAAUACGUUUCGAGGCUGUUUGAAUAUCGCCCAAUAGCCGGGCUGUAGGGGAGGAACCGGGCGAAAGACUGAACUUACAGCGAGUUAAAAUUGUUUAUCAUGUGGGAAGCAAAGGGGGCAGUUUGUGCAUUGAGAGGCAAAAUUACUGGCGUGGACAUACACACACACACACGCACACACAGGGAGAGAGGGAGAGAUUGAGAUGCGAAACCUUGUUGGUGCAAAAUCUCUCCACAUCCACUGCAAUUGUGCAAAGCAUAAAUGAGGCGUUGGAGGAAGAAUUGAGAAGUUGGGAUAGUUUGUGUGUGUGUGUGCCAGGUCCCAGUGCUACUGCUGGGAGGGAGACAGCGAGCUCCGGGAACGAAAUCCAAAUGCUGCGCUAAUUGCAAUUGUGUGCAGAAAGAAGUAUGUUUGCCCCGGUUGUUCAGCGCAGGGAGGCAACUCAUGGGAUGUAGUCGCAGUCUACACCUCGCUUCUCUCCGGGCUCAGACCAAGGCGCCGCUGCUGCUGCUGACCAUGAUCACGGUCUUCACCUAUUUCGUCUACUGUCUGUCGGGCUGCAGCAGCGACGGAGCUGCCGCCGGGGCAACGAUGCCCGUGUUGUACAGCCAGCGCCGGGCACCCACUGCGCUGCUGCCCGCUCAUGUCACAGCGGCAGCGGCAGCGGCUACAGACACGGGACGGGAGCGGCGCAGCCCCCAGCCCGCAGCGAGGAACAUCUCAACCUCCAACAACUUCGGGAUUAAAAAGUUCCCCCAAGCCAUCAUCAUCGGGGUGAAGAAAGGAGGCACCCGCGCCCUGCUGGAGUUCCUGCGGAUCCACCCCGAGGUCAGAGCCGUGGGAGCGGAGCCUCACUUCUUCGACAGGAACUACGACAGGGGUCUGGAGUGGUACAGGAACCUCAUGCCGCGGACUCUGGAAGGACAGAUCACCAUGGAGAAAACGCCCAGUUACUUUGUCACCAAAGAGGCCCCGAAGCGCAUCUCCUCCAUGUCGAGGAACACCAAGCUGAUCGUGGUGGUAAGGAACCCGGCCACCAGGGCCAUCUCGGAUUACACCCAGACCCUGUCCAAGAACCCGGCGGUCCCCAGCUUUCAGGCGCUGACCUUUAAAAACGUCAGCACGGGUCUGAUCGACACCACGUGGAGCGCGGUCCGCAUCGGCAUCUACGCCAAGCACCUGGAGAACUGGCUGCAGUAUUUCCCCCUCUCCAAGAUCCUCUUUGUGAGCGGGGAGAGGCUCGUUAGCGACCCGGCCGGAGAGAUGGGCCGGGUGCAGGAUUUCCUGGGCCUUAAGAGGGUCGUUACUGACAAGCAUUUCUAUUUUAACGAGACCAAGGGCUUUCCCUGUCUGAAGAAACCCGAGGGCAGCAGCAAACCACGUUGCCUGGGCAAAUCAAAGGGAAGGACUCACCCGAACAUAGAUAUGGAUGUUGUCCUCCGGCUUAAAGAAUUCUACAGGCCAUUUAAUCAGAAGUUCUACCAGAUGACGGGCCAGGACUUUGGCUGGGAGUGAAAUACAUUAUACUUAGCACAAACAACUGGCAAUUAACUGCAUGUAGAGCAACUGAGUUCGUUCAUGUUAACCUAUUCUCAGCACUCGGUUUCUCUGGGAAUUUGUAAAGAUUCAGUCUCACUUGCCUCAAUUUUUGCGAGAGUUCACGAAAUCCUUUUUACAGGUUUUUUUAUGCCGAACUUUAUUAAUAAAAAGACGUUACAUGACAAACCAAGGAAUAAUACUCAGAGGGGAACAAAAUUCUAAAGUGCUACUUUCAUAUUUGGUAUUGAAAAUGAACUGCAAGAUCUUACCGGUCCAGAAAUGCUGAAUAUUAAGGAUAAUCUUUAGAGGUUGCAAGAGUUUUAAAAUGAAUGACGUCGCUAGGCGUCUCUCUGAAGUAUCCUGGAUCUACUCUUAGGAAUCGCAGAUGCUAGUUUACACCAAAGAUAGACGCAAAAUGCUGGAGCAACUCAGCGGGACAGGCAGCAUCUCUGGAGAGAAGGAAUGGGUGACGUUUCGGGUCGAGACUCUGUCUUACUGCCUCAAUGCACUACUGCUAUACACUUGAACUGAACUGUAUACAAAGACGAGACGUUACCCAUUCGUUCUCUCCAGAGAUGCUGCCGGUCCCGCUGAGUUACUCCAGCAUUUUGUGUCUACCUUAGCAGCUAUCGUGUUGUCCAAGGCAUUUGACAUUCAUUUUGAAGUUAACCACUGACCCCUACAAAUGAAACCAUUCUGAAUCUGAAUCAUAAAAUUAACUUAAUUAAACGCAGAAGGAUACAAUAAGUUGGAUUCACUGUUUGUUUUGCAAGUGAAAAUAUCCUGUCCUUUUUUCCACAUUUUUGGUUGAGGAGACUGCUCUGUUUUUUUUUAAUCCUUUAAUAUAUAUGAUUUUUCCAAGUGUUAUUCUGUCAAAGAUUACAUUCAAUACUGCAAACAAUGAGAAAGAUGUAGAAAAUCGACAGAAUUUGUCAGUCAGCAAAUUAAUUUACUUGUUCAUGUUUGAAUGCCUUGGAAGCAGAUUUACAGGCAGUAGUAAAAAUGUCAAAACAAGGAACUGCAGAUGCUGGUUCAUACCAAAAAAAAAAGACACAAAAUGCUGGAGUAACUCCGAGAUACUGCCAGGCCCUUUUGGUUCCUCCACCAUUUUGUGUCUUUCUUUUGGGUAAUAAUAUGAGGGCAUCUACAGUUGCAGUGGUUUGGAAUGGACAAAAGUGCCAUCAAAAAUUGUAGUUCUGGAACCUUAACUUGGAAAACAAAAUCACGCACCUGAUUUAAAUUGACCCAAAUCUGUAGGUUUAGAGACACAGCAUGGAAACAGGCCCUUCGGCCCACCAAGUUCAUACCAACCAUCGAUCAACCCGUUCAAAGUAGUUCUAUGCUAUCCCACUUUCACAUGCCUACACACAAGAUACAAUUUUACAGAGGCCGUUCGGCCUACAAACAUUGACGUCUUUGGGAUGUAGGAGGGAACUGCUAUAGAAGCAACAGGAAACUCCCAAGAAGAGUGAUUUGAUUUUGCUGCAAUCUUUUCUUCCCCAUAAAUCUUAUCUGAUGCCUACACAUCAUUCCGUGGGACCAAAAUGAUAGAUGACUGAUCCGUCUCCUAUUAGUGAAUCUGGCAACACUUCCACCUCAAGUCUAUUAUUUUGGAUAAGAUCAAGUCGCUAGACAAUAGACAAUAGGUGCAGGAGUAGGCCACUCGGCCCUUCCAGCCAUUCGGCCCUUCGUCAAGUUCUGUACUUACAGUUGGCUCAUCAUCAGAUAUGGAAAAGGUGCCUUCCUGAUAUCAAAUGUAAAAUGCAUGGGAAGGAACUACAGACGCUAGUUUAUACUGAAAAUAGACACAAAAUGUUGACGUCACCCAUCGGGUAAGGCAGCAUCUGUGGAGAAAAGGAAAAGGUGACGUUUCAGGUCGGAAUCAUUCUUUAGACCCGAAGAAUCUUCCGUCUGAAGAAGACGUCACCUACUCCUUUUCUCCAGAAUACUGCUGUCUGCCCCGCUGAUUUACUCCCAACAGUUUGUGUCUACUAUUUAAAAUGUCUGGUUUGUCAGAAAGUUGAGCGUUCCCCAAAGUGAGGACCUCACAGGUCAUGACCUGGCAUUGAAAGUCAUCACCAAUUUAAAAUUACUUUGGGAAACCCGUUUAAUGACGCGGCACGGUGGCGCAGCGGGAGAGUUGCUGCCUCUCAGCGCCAGAGACCCAGGUUCAAUCCUGACUACGGGUGCUGUCUGUACAGAGUUUGUACGUUCUCCCAGUGACCUGUGUGGGUUUCCCCCGGGUGCUCUGGUUUCCUCCCACACUCCAAAGACGUGCAGGUUUGUAGGUUAAUUGGCUUUGGUAAAAUUGUAAAUUGUCCCUGGUGUGUGUAGGAUAGUGUUAGUGUGCGGGGAUCGCUGGUCGGCACGGACUCGGUGGGCCGAAGGGCCUGUUUCCACGCUGUAUCUCUAAACAAAAUUGAUCCUUGAGUCACUUCUAUCACGUCGAUGCUGAAAAUGUUUGUCCUCUCUGUCUGGAUUUCAUGCUUUAAAAUGUUAAUUUACAUUGAUAUGUUUUAAUGUUGUAUUCAUAAUGUAUAGUUAAGAGUAACUAAUAUAAUUUCUUUCAACUAAAGUUAUGUAUGUUUUGCAACAUGCUUACUACUUACGUUUUUGUGGAGUUGCGUUAUUUUAGUACAUUUCACUUAACACGGAAACUGUAUACGGUAAUUAUUUCUGAUGGACAUAAUUAACUGAAAUCAUUGGUCUCCAUCAUGUAUAAAACAAUAUUAUUUUAAGUAAUAUUUCAUCAUUGAAAUGCUAUAUUCAGUGACAAAAAUCAUUCUUGUUUCUAUAAACAAAACAUAUUUUCUAUCAAUUGGUUUCU